This is a messenger RNA of Orussus abietinus, 2613 nucleotides long. RefSeq names its product probable aspartate aminotransferase, cytoplasmic (gene Got1). Gene Ontology annotation, biological process: L-aspartate biosynthetic process. The transcript has 7 exons. The record is from RefSeq and is a predicted model, not a curated record. The coding region runs from base 344 to 1585 and encodes 413 amino acids. Gene Ontology annotation, molecular function: L-aspartate:2-oxoglutarate transaminase activity; pyridoxal phosphate binding. Gene Ontology annotation, cellular component: cytosol. Lineage: Eukaryota; Metazoa; Arthropoda; Insecta; Hymenoptera; Orussidae.
ACUUCUUUGUUGAAUCGAGUUUUAACUGUUUUUAUCCUGUGGUGUAAACAAAGUGAACGAAAUUGUACCCUGUGUACAAGUUUAACUAAAUUCAUAUAAAUUCCAUGAACGCGAGAACGGUUAUACUCCGGUCCGACCAUGGCCCGGUUUUAACUAGAUCGAAUGACAUUUAUAAGGUCAAGUUAGUUAGGUUAUAUUGUUUAUGAGGCUUCUAGCGAUAGGCUCUCGGAAACAUAACCGAGCUUCGAAAUAAAGCGUGACAUUCAUCUACAGUACUCCAGUCGAGCAAGGCACUAAAAAGUCAGGAAAACUCACUCUGUAAGUAAGAUUCAGAAUCUUCAAGAUGUCCACGAGGUUCUCUGGGAUCAAAUUGGGACCACCGAUAGAAGUGUUCGCUCUGUCAAAAGCAUUCGCAGAUGAUCCCCAGGAAACUAAAGUCAAUCUAACGGUAGGAGCUUAUCGUACAAACGAAGGCAAGCCAUGGGUUUUGCCAGUUGUACGGAAAGUCGAGAAAGCCCUGGCUAAUGAUACGUUGCAGAACCACGAGUACUUACCAGUUUUAGGCCUAGAUGCGUUCAGUCGAGCUGCAACGGAAUUAUUACUUGGUCAAAAUUCAGCCACUCUUUUACAGGGACGUGCUUUCGGUAUACAGUGCCUUUCUGGUACCGGUGCAUUACGUGUAGGUGCUGAAUUCUUAGCUCGUACCCUAGGCUUUGAUACGUUCUAUUAUAGCAGCCCAACUUGGGAGAAUCAUAAGCUGGUGUUUAUAAAUGCUGGGUUUAAAAAAGGAUGCGAAUACAGAUACUGGAAUCCUGCAACCCGUAGUAUUGAUAUUGACGGCCUGCUGGCAGAUCUGUCAGAUGCUCCUGAGAAUGCUGUGGUGAUAUUACAUGCCUGUGCGCAUAAUCCUACAGGGUGUGAUCCAACACCAGAACAAUGGGCUAAAAUUGCCAGUGUAAUUGAAAGUAAACGGUUAUUUACAUUCUUUGAUUGUGCCUACCAAGGGUUUGCGAGUGGUAAUUUGGAUCAGGAUGCAUAUGCCGUGCGCUACUUUGAAAAACUUGGCUUUGAAUUUCUUUGUGCCCAAAGUUUCGCCAAAAAUUUUGGUCUUUACAAUGAAAGAGUUGGCAACUUAGUCGUAGUAAUGUCCGAUCCGAAGGAACUAAUACAGACUAAGUCACAACUGACUCUAAUUGUUCGUGGAAUGUACAGUAAUCCACCAAAUCAUGGAGCUCGGAUAGUUGCUUCUGUAUUAACAAAUCCUGAUCUCUUCCAAGAAUGGAAAGAACACAUCGUUACAAUGGCGGAAAGAAUAAAAGGUAUGCGUGCAGGACUGUACGAAAGACUUUUGAAGUUGGGAACUCCAGGAACUUGGGAACAUAUCAUAAAUCAGAUUGGAAUGUUUUCAUAUACUGGGCUCAAUGAGAGACAAGUUGAACACCUAAAGGAUCAUUAUCACAUCUAUGUGAUGCGCAGUGGCCGUAUAAAUAUGUGUAGCCUCAAUGAGAAAAAUUUAGAUUACGUAUCUCAAGCUAUUCAUGACACUAUAAAGAAAUUCCCUUCGGUAGACGAAAAUUGUGCUUGAUAGAGGGAUGGAAAUUAAGCCGAUAAUAUCUGUCUUGAUCAUCGAAUAUGUUGAAAAUAUUCUAAAAUCUGAGAAAUUGACGUACAAAAUACUGGAUAUCAUAAAACAAAAUUGUACAGUGUCACUUAGAGUUUCGAGAUUUUUGUAAUGACUUUCGUUUUUGAGAGAGUCAAGACGUAACUAAGAGGAAAGAGUAGAACUCAUUACUGUCUAAUAUAUAUCAAGUGUAGUAGUGUUUUUAUCCUAAACAAUGAUAUAAAAUACUAUUAUAUGUUUAUAUCAGUAAAUUUGGAUACAAUUAAUGAAUAAUAAAAUCAGAGCUUAGGGACGAUCGAGCCCCAUUGGCUUCUCCCGGUUGCGUCACUGCUUACAUACCAAAAAGAGUACAAAGUAUUAUCUAGUAUUAUACUGCAAAACUAAAAAAGUGACGAUUAAUAGUUUUAUAAUAUUCAAAACUAAUUUCCAACAGCCAAAACUAAUGCCCUAUAGACAUUUGAGUCAAACACAAAAGCCAAAUUAAAUAAUCCGAUACUUCCAACAGACAUCACUGAAUUGUAUCCAAGAAAGCUUAUACUUUUUGUAUAUAAUGUUAAAUGAUAAAUCAUGAGUCUGUUUGAUACAAGAAUAAUGUAUAUUUUAUAAAGUAGUAUAUACAAAACUUCGUACCAAUGAUGCCAUCAAAAAGUGAUGUUUUUUUGAUAUCCUGAUAAUAUUUCCAAAGUGUAAAUGAGAUCGUGGGGAAGAAAUGUAUGUAUGCGAAAACUUAUAGAUGUAACGGACUUGUUACGUACUGCAUACUAAAUUUUCUAUUUUCUCAUGUAUUUAUCUAAAAUUCUGCAUUUCCACAUGAGAAAAAAGUUUGUUGAUAUUUAAAGUAUAAUAUAAAAAUAGUAUUUGGUGAACUGAGGAUAUGACUGGAUAAUAAUAGUCAAUAAUUUUUUGUUGAACAAUGUUUUGUUGAAUUUAUAUAUAUGUAUGUAUGUAUUUAUUCGAACAAUUUGUUAUGAAUAAAGUUGGCAAUUAACACA